AUGCAACCUUGUUGUUCAUGCGUUGAUAACAGUCAAGGGCUUGAUGACCACGUUUAUUGCAUAUUUGGCAAGGAACGCGAUGAAGAGGGGCAAGGCAUUCAAAAGGCAAUGGUGUGGGAAGUAGUGGAACCGAGAAACUACCAUGACCAGGAGAAGGACAUGAACCACCACAAAGACCAGAAUUGA
This is a messenger RNA of Prunus armeniaca (apricot), 186 nucleotides long. Lineage: Eukaryota; Viridiplantae; Streptophyta; Magnoliopsida; Rosales; Rosaceae. The record is from the annotation of a GenBank genome assembly.